Bradysia coprophila is the source of this 1213-nucleotide messenger RNA. It is a transcript of the gene Ufd1, whose product is annotated as ubiquitin fusion-degradation 1-like. The record is from RefSeq and is a predicted model, not a curated record. Gene Ontology annotation, biological process: ubiquitin-dependent protein catabolic process; ERAD pathway. Gene Ontology annotation, molecular function: polyubiquitin modification-dependent protein binding. NCBI's taxonomy places the organism in Eukaryota, Metazoa, Arthropoda, Insecta, Diptera, Sciaridae. Gene Ontology annotation, cellular component: VCP-NPL4-UFD1 AAA ATPase complex.
GUAAAAUGAAAUGUCAUUGUCUCGAUAUUUUUCCACUGAUGCUUUUAUGUGUGUGACGAGUCAAAACAAAAGCGAUUUUGAUUUUGAUUAGCCAGACAGAGAGAUAUUAAUUGAAAACAAGUUAAUUUGUUUGACACGAGAUUUGAGAUUUUAUUUAGUUACUGAAAUUACAUUCGUUUAAAUACAUCAUCAUGUUUCAAUUCAGUGGCUUUAACAUGUUUCCGGAUAUUUCACGUCCAUUCAACAAUUCGUACAAAUGCUACUCCGUUUCGAUGUUCCCGGGAAAUGAUCGUCAAGAUGUGGAAAAGGGCGGAAAAAUCAUCAUGCCACCAUCCGCAUUGGAUCAAUUGACCAGAUUAAACAUUGAGUACCCGAUGCUGUUCAAACUGACGAACAAUAAAAAGAGUCGAACUACACACGCUGGCGUCUUAGAGUUCGUGGCUGAUGAGGGGAAAAUUUAUAUUCCGUACUGGAUGAUGCAUAAUUUGGUGUUGGAAGAGGGCGACAUAAUUCAAAUCGAAAGUGUUUCAUUGCCAGUCGCUACGUUCUCGAAAUUUCAACCACAGAGCCCAGACUUUUUGGACAUUACCAAUCCGAAGGCUGUGCUGGAAAAUGCUCUACGAAAUUUCGCUUGUCUCACCACCGGCGACCUGAUCGCUAUCAAAUACAAUUCGAAAAUCUACGAACUGUGUGUUCUGGAGACGAAGCCAGGAAAUGCUGUCAGCAUCAUCGAAUGCGAUAUGAAUGUUGAAUUUGCCGCCCCAGUCGGCUAUCAAGAGCCACAACGACAACCAAAACCAGAAGAUCUCACCGAAGAUGACCCAAUGCAUCACAUGGACACACAGAACUUCUUUCCGUUCUCUGGCGAAGGAAAUCGCUUGGACGGCAAGAAGAAGAAAAUCGAAAAAUCCGAUGCCAACCAUGCUGUGAAGAAUUAUGUCCGAGGCAUUCCCGAUUACGAUCAUCCGCGAUUCGGUGUCCUGCGUUUCGAUCGUAGCAUAAAGGCGAUUAGCGACAAACCAGAACCGAAAGCUGAACCGGAAAAUAAUAACGGUGACGAUUUUCAAGCAUUUCAAGGGCCUGGAUUCUCACUACGGAAAGGUAGAAAGUGAAAUUUCGACCGUGAAGAUUUUUCUUGUUUUUGCUUUGAAUUUGAAUUGAAGAAUGCAAAGGUUUGCGUCAGCCGCUGAGGAAAAUAAAUUUAUGUACGAAA